AUGUCAGCUCAAAAAGACUGCGAGUUUUUGGUGAAGAGAGCCCGGGAUCUGGUCUCUGAUGAUCCCUGUGCGGCCAAAGCCUGGCUCAUCACUGCCAGGACCCUGUACCCUGCAGAUUUCAACAUACAGUAUGAAAUGUACAUCAUCGAGCGCAAUGCCGAGAGGACAGCCUCUGCAGGGAGACUGCUCUAUGACAUGUUUAUAAACUUCCCAGAUCAGCCCAUUGUUUGGAGAGAAAUCAGUGUCAUCACAGCUGCACUGCGCAGUGACUCCCAGGACAAACAUGCCCUGUUUCUACGAGGGCUUUUUGAGACGCUGCCUGGCCGUGUGCAGUGUGAGAUGCUACUGAAAGCCACAGAGCAGUGUUUCAACACUUUGGAGAAGGCAGAGAUGCUGCUCCUUCUUCUUAAGCGCUUUCCAGAGUCUGUGGUCCAGCACGGGGUCAGUCUAGGAGAAACCUUGUUAGAGGCGGAGGCAUCAGAGAAUGUGGAGACUCCCGUCAACUGCUUCAGGAAACUUUUUGUGUGCGAUGUCCUUCCUUUGGUUAUGAACAACAUGGACAUGCGGUUGCCAGCCAGCUUGAUGCAGAAGUACAUGCUAAAAGCAGCUGAAUUUUACAUCGGCUACGUGACCCGUGGACCCGCAGCUGAUGUACAGAUACAAGGCUCUCAAGAUGGUGGGUCUCUGAAGUCCCCCACUGUGUCCCGUGGCUCCCAGCGUUAUGUGAUAGACGGCCUGUCAGAAAAGUCGUCAGUGGUGGCAGAACCUUGGGAGAGGCUGUUGGAUAUUGUCGCUGUCGUUGGAGCACGCUGCGAGUGGCAGGGAGACAAGGGACAGAGGAGUUAUGUGGACAUGCUGCUGAGAGUGAAGGAGCUGUGUCGCUACCUGCCCAGUCUGGAAGGAGACACGAGGUCCCGAUGCUGCAGUCAAGUGGUGAUCUGUGCUGCUCUCGUCCUCUUCCGCAGCGCCUUCAUCUAUCUCUCCUCUGUACAGCCUGCACUGUUCCAGGGUUUGAAUGCGCUGAGCUCGGGGCCGUGGAUCCUUGUAGAGGAUUUCAGCUCGGUGUAUAACGAUCUGGAGUCAGAAAGAGGAGCUGGCAAACAUGCACAUAAGAAACGCAAAUUGGCAGAUGGGAGAGAGAAGACGAUGAGCUCAGAUGAUGAGGAGGGGUUGGGAAAAGGUCGCGGUCGACACAUUCUGGUAAACAAGACUGAGAUGCCCAGCUGGUCAGAGACUCUUGAGAGUUUCCGCACAGCGAGGGAGAGCUGGGACCUUCUUCACUCCCACGACGGCCUGGAAACUGAGUUCAAGAAGAUCUGUGCCUCUUGGAAAACAGACAGCUGGCUGUGGUUCAGAAUAUUCCUCACCGACACGAUCAUAUACCAGGGACAGUACCGUAAAGCCCUCUCCAGUCUGCACCAGAUGGCCGCAGUGCAGCAGCCUCAGCCAGGGCAGCAGAGCCCUUCAGGGCAGGGCAGUCUGGAGCACCACAGGGCUCUGAUUCAGCAGGCGUCCUGCCACUACGCACUGGGAGAAUACAGGCUGGCCUGUGAGAAGCUGCUUGAUGUAGUUUGCGGGCUGACGCCCCCGACCCAAGAACCCACAAAGAGCCCAGAGGACUGGAGUCGAGGCAAAACCAAAACAAGAAAAGGUAAUGACCUGAGAUUGCUUCCCUGCACCGGCAAGGCUGUGUUACCUUUCUGUUUCCAGCUGAUGUUUGCCUGCUUUAAGCUGCGUACCUUCACAGACAGUCGUGACGACCUGUCGCUCGGCCAUGUGGUGGUGCUCCUGCAGCACGACUGGCCACAGGGAGAGAUGCUGUUUUUAAAGGCAGUGGAUAAGAUCUGUCAGCAAGGCAGUUUCCAGUAUGAGAAUUUCUUCAACUACGUCACCAACAUUGACAUGCUGGAGGAGUUUGCUUACCUGCGUACUCCAGAAGGGGGGAGGAUCCAACUCGAGCUGCUGCCCAAUCAGGGAAUGCUGAUCAAGAACCCUAGUCCCGCCUUGGGGGUGGAGUUAAAUACCCUCCUGCUACAAGGGGUGCAGACGAUGGAAAGACACCACACAGUGACUCGUGGAAUCACCAAAGGAGUGAAGGAAGAUUUCCGUCUGGCUAUGGAGAGGCAGGUGUCGCGAUGUGGAGAAAACCUGUUCAGUGUGCUUCAUCGUUUCUGCAUCAAUGAGAAAAUCAUGAUCAUUCAGUCUCUUCCUUGAAACCUCGCCUGUGACUUUUCUCACCUUUUCAUACUUUUGAUCCCAGGACCAGUGUUAAUGCAGCUGGACUGAUUUUCUGUCCCUCUUUUCAUUAUCGUCCAUCACUGAACUGAAUAAGGCCUCCUUGCCUUAAAAAUGGAUCUCUCUUUUCAGAGAGUUGGAGAUAAUGUUGUUUUUCUGAAUAUACAUCGCUCAUGCAGAUUUAGUAAGACUGUAGUUGUUUCUCAACAUGUGCUCAACCACAUUCGAAAUUGGUUAAAUCCUAUUGUAACAUUUUGUGGGAGUUGAAAUUGACAAAAGAAUGAAGUUCAUUUUUGAUA
Molecule: messenger RNA, 2534 nt
Organism: Trematomus bernacchii (emerald rockcod)
Lineage: Eukaryota; Metazoa; Chordata; Actinopteri; Perciformes; Nototheniidae
Gene: ints10
Product: integrator complex subunit 10
Exons: 18
Coding region: 1-2214 (737 amino acids)
Biological process (GO): snRNA processing
Cellular component (GO): integrator complex
Source: RefSeq, a predicted model, not a curated record